Gloeophyllum trabeum ATCC 11539 is the source of this 903-nucleotide messenger RNA. RefSeq lists its product as uncharacterized. The record is from RefSeq and is a predicted model, not a curated record. The transcript is spliced from 4 exons. Lineage: Eukaryota; Fungi; Basidiomycota; Agaricomycetes; Gloeophyllales; Gloeophyllaceae. Bases 1 to 903 code for a protein of 300 amino acids.
AUGUCUCCGGUUCCAUCUGUUGACCAUCACAGCUCUGCGCCAGAUGACAACAAUCGUAACGACCUACGUACGCGAGACAAUACCCAAUCGCGUAGGUCUUCGGGCGAGAAGCGCAAACGUAUGCCACCGCCACGGUCUGCGAGUCCAUCUGGCCUGCGAGUCGUCAAGGCCCGGAAGCUGCGCAGCGGUGGCAGCCGUGGCAGACCGCGAGGUAAGGAUUGGGAUAUACUUACCCGGCAAGUACUCGACGAUGCGUGGGGUCACUUCCGUGCGCGCGUCAGUACUGAAUAUCCUUAUCCCGGUCAGGAAGAAGAGGAGACGUGGGCCGGUGAGGCAUGGGUGAAGGCGUGCCGAGCAAAAAAUAUUGAUAUGGAACUCGAAGAUGAACUUGUGAAGACGAUAAUUCAGCGCGGAUCACAAGUUCGGGGCAAGCUGAAGGAGCAGGCUGUCCUGCUGGUGCCUCAAGCAUAUGGUCUUCGCGCGACUGCUUCAGAUAAGGAUAUCCGUGAAAAUCGCGAUAAGGUUGCUAGAUUGACGGGGGGGCAGAAGCCGACGUUUAUCUACCAGAAUCCCGAUACUCGUUACCGGAUGUAUGAACACGAAAUCAUACAGACGCUGAUCAAUGCUACAUGGUUUCGGAAGAAGAAUGAUACUGGUGUUCGAUAUGCCGAGUACUUCAAGCGGGGCAUUCCUCUCGUCACGAUUGCCCUCGUGCUGACUGCGGUUGAAAAUGUCCUGGAUGAAUGGGCCACCGGCAAAUAUGUCCGGAAAGACUUCUCGGAAAGAGCUUACAAGGAAACUUUCGAGAAACACUGUCGACUGUUGGAAGACUUCCGCGAGCAGACACGGGAGCUACGUGUCCUCAAGCACAUCCGGCUCGAACUUCUGGGCAAUGCUAGGUGA